Molecule: messenger RNA, 1428 nt
Organism: Paramecium tetraurelia
Lineage: Eukaryota; Ciliophora; Oligohymenophorea; Peniculida; Parameciidae
Exons: 3
Molecular function (GO): protein binding
Source: RefSeq, a predicted model, not a curated record
AUGUAAGACGACCCAACAUUAUUUACAACUCUAAAAGGACAUAAGGAUACUAUUACAGCAUUGUCAUUUCAUCCUGGAUUAAAAUCAAUAGCAUCAAGUGCCAAUGAUGGUGUAGUGUCUGUGUGGUAAUUGAAAUAACCAAGGAAGGUUUACAGAUUUAUGGGUCAUAAAGGCUAAGUAAGUGAUGUUCAAUUCUCUCCAAAUGGACUAUUGAUUGCAUCUUGUGCUAAAGAUGAGACUAUAAGACUUUGGAAUAAUACAGUUGAAGGAAGUUCAAUUUCAAUAAAGGCACAUUCAGCUCCAGUCAGAAGUGUUCAAUUUUCUUGUGAUGGUUAAUUAUUGGUGAGUUCAAGUGAUGAUAAAUCUGUCAAAGUUUGGAGUGUUAAUGAUCGUAAAUUUCAAUAUGGAUUCCAGCAUACAAAUUGGGUUAGGAGUGCUGUGUUUUCAUAAGAUGUUAGAUUGAUAGCAUCAGGAGGUGAUGAUAGAGCAGUUAUUAUUUGGGAUUGUGAUUCAAAAAAAGAAGCUUAAAGAUAUAAUGAACACAUUGGAGUAGUCUAUAAGGUUCAAUUCUCACCAGAUUCAACAAUAUUGGGAUCCUGUUCUCAUGAUAAAAAAUUGAAAUUGUUUGAUGUAAGAUCAAAGAGAGUUAUCUAACAUUAUGAUGCUCAUGCAGAUUCAGUCUUGGAUUUGAAAUUUCAUCCAUCUGGAUAGUUUGCUAUGACAUCUGGAGCUGACAGUAAGGUCAAAGUAUGGGAUCUAAGAAUGGGAAAAUUGGCAUAUACUCUUUAUGGUCAUAAUGGCCAAGCUACUACUUGUGCAUUUUCUAAUCAUGGAGAUUAUUUUGCUACUGGAGGAUCUGAUAGUAUGAUUUUAGUUUGGAAUACUAAUUGGGUAUGCAGUGGUCAGGAAUCCUUGGAUGAAAAGCCUAAGUAAGUAAAAUCGAAACCCAUUCAACAGACAUAAACAUAAGGAUAACAACAAUCAUCAUAACAGAAAGAAAAUGUUUAAUAAACUAAUAGUUAAUUACCUAAAUAAAAGGAAACUGUUCUAUAUUCAAAUGCAGACAAUAGUUUACAUAAGAAGAGUGAAUUCAAUUAAAGUGUGUAAUUAUAGAAGGAGGAUGUUCCAGCUGAAGUUAUCACUCAAUUAGACAAUAUCAGUGGUUAGUUGGAAUUAAUUACAAGGACUUUAUAAGCCCUUGAGUAGAGAGUUUCCAAUAAUGAAUAACAAAUUUGCAGACUCAAUCUUGCAUUGACUAGGGAUUUUGAAAGAAGUGAACAAAUCUAAAAUCAAAUCUAUGAUUUGAAACCCUUAGAAGAACAAGUUUAGGAUUAGGAUGAAGAAGAAAAUAUUAAUUACAUCAAAUUUCAUCGUGCAGCUAACAAUUGAUUUAAUUUAAUUUUAAAUAUAUAAUAAUUUAUUUUAAAA